Messenger RNA from Malus domestica (apple), 1363 nucleotides. Its product is annotated as phytanoyl-CoA dioxygenase. Gene Ontology annotation, molecular function: phytanoyl-CoA dioxygenase activity. The record is from RefSeq and is a predicted model, not a curated record. NCBI's taxonomy places the organism in Eukaryota, Viridiplantae, Streptophyta, Magnoliopsida, Rosales, Rosaceae.
CGCGAGAAUAUAUAUAGAAUCCAAGAUUGCACCUUUUUAUAGUAUAUAAAAGAUCACAGCACAGAGGACCGGAGGACAUUACGAUCGGUCAGCUCCGAAACGCCUCCAAAAGCUUCCAACGUUUGACGACCUGUUUGUUUGCCCCUCUCAGCCUCAGACGCCAUGGGAAUCGUCGGAAAUCUCAGUCCUGACCAGCUCCAGACCUUCCGCUCCCAAGGUUAUCUUGUCAUGGAAUCGUUUGCGAGCGCGGAGGACAUCGAGGCCAUGAGGAGCAGAAUGGACCAAUUGCUCCAAGACUUUGACUGCUCUUCCACCGCCUCUAUUUUCUCCACCAAGAACCAGCAACACACUACUGAUAAUUACUUCUAUGAUAGCGUCGACAACAUUUCGUUUUUCUUCGAAGAGAAAGCCUUUGGGAGUGAUGGAGAACUGCAACAGCCGAAGGAACUUUCGAUUAACAAAGUUGGCCAUGCGUUACAUGAGCUCGAUCCAGUAUUUAAAAGGUUCACGUAUUCUGAGAAAAUUUCAGGCUUGUUCUCCUCCUUGGGUUACAAAAGGCCCAUUGUCAUUCAGUCUAUGUACAUUUUCAAGCAACCAGGAAUCGGAGGUGAGGUAGUGCCACAUCAGGAUAAUUCAUUUCUUUAUACCGAUCCACCAACUUGCACAGGGUUGUGGCUGGCUUUAGAAGAUGCAACAAUAACGAAUGGCUGCCUAUGGGCUAUUCCUGGAUCUCAAAAGAAUGGGCUUGUACGACGGUUCAUUAGAGGAGAAGAAGGUGUGACCUUUGAUCGGCCUUCCCCUGUGUAUGAUCAAAAAGAUUUUAUUCCCAUCGAAGUGAAAGCUGGGUCUUUAGUUGUUAUUCACGGUGAUCUUAUUCAUCAAAGUUUCGAGAAUCAGUCCUCGAAAUCAAGGCAUGCGUACAGCUUGCAUGUGGUGGAUACCGAUGGCUGCAAAUGGUCUCAAGAUAAUUGGAUCAGGAGAAAAGUGGAGCCAGAGCCUCUCUAUGUAUCUUCUUUGACCUAAAACUUGCUCUGUAGAUCCGUUACACAAUGCUGCAAUGAUCCUCAAGCAGAUGCAGAGCCAUCUACUUUGAAGGUAUUCCGCAUUCGAAGUUCCUGUGAACAUCUACAUCUGUAAGGGGGUUGUCGAGAAGAAAUUCGAUAAACGCUGAGUCAUUUGUUUCUUUAGAUGAAUAAAGCUGAGCCAUUUAUCAUUGUAAUCAAUAAUCUUCUCUUGCUUUUUUAGGUGUGAACUGUUUAGUUAAUAGUGCAUUGUAUGAAAAUAAGUAUAAAACAGUACCUCCGAAUAUGAACAGCUUAGCCGUAUAUUGCUUGCUUUGUAUGACAACCGUCCUUUGGUCUCC